Messenger RNA from Triticum dicoccoides, 1027 nucleotides. Its product is annotated as endoglucanase 14-like. The annotation marks the transcript as partial. The transcript is spliced from 3 exons. Lineage: Eukaryota; Viridiplantae; Streptophyta; Magnoliopsida; Poales; Poaceae. The record is from RefSeq and is a predicted model, not a curated record. Gene Ontology annotation, biological process: carbohydrate metabolic process. Gene Ontology annotation, molecular function: hydrolase activity, hydrolyzing O-glycosyl compounds.
ACAGACAAAAACUGUAUCAGCUAAUUUCGUCAAUCACUUGCUUCUGCAGUUGUUUCAGUUCGCCAAGAACCACCGUGGCCUCUACCAGAACAGCAUUCCAUCGGCCAGAAGUUUCUACAGUAGCAGCGGCGACGAGGACGAGCUGCUGUGGGCAGCUGUCUGGCUCUACAUCGCCACCGGCCACCAGGAGUACAAGGCCUACAUCGCCGGCGCCAACAACGUCGGCGGGGUGCGGCAGUCGUUGGGCUGGGACGACAAGUUCGUCGGAGCCCAGGCACUGGUCGCCAAGCUCAUCCUCCAAGGGAAGCUGCCCAACAACGGCCGCCACGCCGAGAUGAGGAGCAACGUGGAGAGCUUCCUCUGCAACGUCCUUCAUCACGGUGACGGCCGCAGCGGGCGGCUCACCCCGGGCGGCAUGCUCUACCUGCAGCCCUGGUCUAACCUGCAGGACGUCACGACGGCGAUGUUCGUCCUCAUCACGCACACCGACCACCUGGCGGCGGCGAGGGCUUCCCUGCAGUGCGGCGGCGUGAGGCUGCCACCGGCGCAGCUCGUCUCGUUCGCACGGUCACAGGUGGACUACAUCCUUGGCAAGAACCCAAUGAAGAUGAGCUACAUGGUUGGGGUUGGAAAGAGGUACCCGUUGCAGCCGCACCACCGCGGCGCGUCGCUGCCAUCCAUUAGGAAAUACCCGGGGAAGAUCUCCUGCGGCAAGGGAGCCGAGUACUUCCACAGGUCUGCGCCCAACUUGAAUGUGAUUGACGGCGCCAUCGUCGGAGGGCCUGACAACAACGACCAUUACGACGAUUCUCGGGGAAAUUACCAGCAAGGCGAGCCAUCGACAUACACUGUCGCGCCCAUCGUCGGAGUUAUUCCUAGGCUUCUGCAUAACUGAUGUUCCUGUUUUCAGUCAAGAGAUGUGCAAUGUCAAUGCCAUCCUUGUAAUUUUCUUAUACCGACAACAACACAGGCAUUGUUUCCUUCCAGACUUUGAAAAGAACUUCAACAUCACCAUAGUCCAACUUGA